CCGGUCGAGCCAGUCGCUAGCUUCCAGUCCAACUAACAUGCUGUGCCGAUAAUGCAUCGGCUCAGAGAGUUAUCUAUCUAUUUGACUAAGCACUUUGUUUCCAUUUUGCAAACAGUGUGGUGAUAACUUAUCUAUUCGUAUUGGUUGAUGUUGUAUGGCAGUGGAUGCACGCUCCGUCGACCGAUACGAUACUGUGAUGUGAUCUCGUGUUUGUGAUACCGAAAUACUGUGAUAAAUACCAUCUAGCAUUGUGACGAUGACUGAAAGUAUAGCUGAUCUUCACGAGUUGGAAAAAUUGAGUCCAAAGGGGACAGGAGAGAACAAGGCGCUGCCAAACGACACACCACAGAGAUGGCGGAUAAUCCUGGAACCAGCCUUGGUGGGAGCCAUGAUGGCCAUCAACCUUGGCCAGACUUCGCUGCAGAAUUUCUACCUGCGAACUGCGUGCACAGUAGACUUGAAUUAUUCGCGAGAGAUCUGCUACAGAGGUGUUGGGGAAGAAUUUCGUGAAGCUGAGGCAGACAGUCAAAUGUUGGUAUCGAGUGUGAACGUGAGCAGAAGUUUCAUUGGCAGUCUUCUUUCCACUAUCGUUCUCCUCUUCGUGGGUCCGUGGAGCGACUGCAGCGGUCGUCGGAAACCACUGCUCAUCAUGCCACUGGUUGGAAUGUGCAUCAUGACAACGGGAGUACUCCUCAUGCUAAUAUUUCCUGGUGCUUCCACCAUACAAGUGCUGUACGUUGUACAGAUACCCAUAUCGUUGGGAGGGAAUUUUGGACUACUACUAGCUGCUGCUUUCAGCCAUAUUGGAGAUGUGUGCCACGCGACAGGUCGUGACGUGACCCGGACAAUGGGCACCCACCGCGCCGCCAUCCAGAUAGCCCACGUGGUGGGCGCAGUCGGCGGGCCCUUGCUCUACCGCUACCUCGGAUUCUACGGUGUGUUUCCCCUUGUUUUAUUACUACAGUUCUCUUCCCUAAUGUACGUGAUCUUCGUCAUGAAAGACGUCAACGUGAACCGGGAGAAUAGAGUAUCCGCUUGGAACUGGCGGCUGCCUUUCAACGCGGUACAAUGUUUGCUUAGGAAUCGAGACGGAAACAAGCGCAAGAUAAUCCUAUUGAUGCUCGUUGUUGCUCUUGGAGACAGAGUUCUGUUAUCAGCCGAAGUCUUGAUCGCGUACAUGUACUACAGAUACAAAUUCCACUGGGACGACGUGAUGUUCGGAUCCUUCCUCGCCUACAGAAAUAUCAUCAGUUUUACCGGCACACUUCUAAUUUUAUCCGUGCUGAAGCGGCGACUCAGACUGACGGAUGAAACUGUCGGGAUGCUGAGCUGUAUGUCGUACGUUCUGUCAGCGUCGGGUCUCAUUGCAGCCAGAAAUACCAUCUGCGUGUUUUUACUUGGUAUAAUAUCCCAAGGAUCUCAAGUUGUGCAAAGGCCGUUAAUUAACAAACAAAUUUUACCCACCGAACAAGGUAAGAUAUACAGCGUCAUGGGUGCGUUGGAGUCAGCUACACAAACUAUGUCUUCACCCUUAUACUCUCUGUUGUACAGCAAGACGGUUUUGUCGAUGCCUGAUGCAUGGCUCCUGCCUGGAAUAACUCUAGCCGUGUUUCAACUCCUUGCCUAUUUAAUAACAAGAAGUCUGGGAAAUAAAAAUACUCAUGCUAAAGAAAAUCCAAUCAAAAGUAACCCAGAUGCUGAAAACAUAAAGGAUGUAAAUCAGAGUAACGAUGUAAAAAGUGAAGUGAAUUCGAAUAAUCAUUUAGAUGAUAGUAAACCUGUCAAAACUAAAACUUAGUGUAGUGCACGCUUUUUGUAACAUUUAUUUGUUUUGAUAAAAUAUUACAUUUUUUUUUUAUAAAAGUUGU
Messenger RNA from Manduca sexta (tobacco hornworm), 1868 nucleotides. RefSeq names its product proton-coupled folate transporter. The transcript is spliced from 9 exons. Bases 257 to 1798 code for a protein of 513 amino acids. Gene Ontology annotation, cellular component: membrane. Lineage: Eukaryota; Metazoa; Arthropoda; Insecta; Lepidoptera; Sphingidae. Gene Ontology annotation, biological process: transmembrane transport. The record is from RefSeq and is a predicted model, not a curated record. Gene Ontology annotation, molecular function: transmembrane transporter activity.